AAUUGCUGGAGAAAAGCUUUUCAGUAUCAGACCUAUUCGGAUCUCACAGUGCUACUGAACUACAAUGGCUGGAGGAGUGUUUUUUAUCUGACAUAUGUGACGCAGAGCAGAUAAAUCAUUUUAAGGAAAAUUCUGAUUCUGUUAAGUAAGAAACCUCUUGCUUAACAUCUUAUGUUGAAAUGCUUGUGACACAUUGGAGGAAAAAAUGUAUAUAACGACACCUACACAAUAAAAGACAAGAAAAGUAGCAGGAUAUAAAUUCAGCUCCUGAGAGAGACAGAGAGAGAGAACAACAGACCGUGUGAGUGGACCGUUGCCCAUCCAUUUAUUUUUGCUGCUGUGGUUCUGAGUCAGUCAGGAUGACGAAGUUUACAAAAAGGUUAUUUGUACUUAUACAAGGUGUGCUUGCUGUCUCGAGCUUCAACAUUGAUAAAGAAAAUCCCACCAUUUUCCGGGUUAAAAAUGACUCAUUUGGAUACAAGGUCAUCCAGUUCAGCUCAUCUCACAGCAAACGGGUACUUGUCAGUGCACCAAGAAUGGAGUCUACCCCUGGAACGGCAACAGGAGGAAUCUACAGUUGUGAUUACAAGAGUGAUACGUGUGCACCAGUCAAUGCUCAUGCACUAGUGACUCAGUCUGCCUUCUUGGGGCUCACCAUGAUCACAAUGGACUCACAACCAUCUCAAGCAGUGGUCUGUGGCCCUGUCUUUUCCCAUGAGUGUGAGACAAAUGUGUUCCUCAACGGAAUCUGCCACAUUUAUGACAGCGACCUCCACAUUACAAGAAACAUAACUCCAGCCUUCAAAGAAUGUCGGACAGGACUUGAUGUGGCCAUUCUGUAUGACGAUUCACAAAGCAUCUCCGACAAUGAUUUUGCUACAAUGAAGAGAUUUAUGCUGGAUAUAAUCGGAGCCUUUAAGGAUUCGAACGUCCUGUUUGCUGCCGCUCAUUUUUCUACUGAGUUCAACAUAGUUUUUGACUUUAACCAUUACAAUAAGGGUUUGGCAGAGAGUGAUCUGCGGGAUUUUCCACACACAAAGGGGAACACGAUAACUCCAACAGCAAUGAAGAAGGCUGCGGAAGAAAUCUUCAUAAAGGAUGCUGGUGCACGCAGUAAUGCAAACAAGCUUUUGAUCACCAUCACAGAUGGUGCCUCCACUGAUACAAAAACAACGUUUGAAGAAGCAAUUGAAGCUUGUAAUAGAAAAGACAUUAUCCGUUACGCUAUUGGGGUUGGCAGCGUACUUCAAAAUGAGUUACAAAAAAUAGCAUCUGAGCCAGCGAAUAUAUUUGAAGUGGGCAAUUUCAUUGCCCUUGACUCCCUAAAGCACCAACUAAAUAAGAAACUAAGGGAGAAUAUAUUCGUUAUUGAAGGUACCAAUAAGUCUUCUGAUUCAAGCAGCUUCCAGAAUGAAUUGUCUCAGGGAGGAUUCAGUGCACUCAUGACAAAAGACUCGAUCGUAUUCGGUGCUGUAGGUGCAUAUGAAUGGUCAGGAGGCCUGGAGGAAGUCCGCAAGAAUCAGACACAGUUCCUAAAUUUUUCCUUGGGAAACAUAGACAUGAAGGACUCUUAUCUUGGAUACUCAGUAGAAUUCAUAAAGCAGAAAGAGGAAGGGUUCUACAUUGCUGGAGCACCACGUUAUAAACAUAUGGGACGGGUCGUUGUAUUUCAGAAGAGCCUUACAAAUGGCUCAUGGUAUCCUGCUAAACACAUUGAUGGAGACCAGGUUGGAUCAUACUUUGGUGCAGAGCUGUGUGCUGUUGAUCUAACAAAAGAUGAUGUUGUUGACCUGUUGUUGAUUGGAGCACCAAUGUACCAUGAGGACACAGCUGGUGGUAUUGUGAAAGUCUGCACAGUCACAUUUGGGCUGAAGACUGAACUUUCUUGCAAUGCAACUUUAUAUGGAGCCACACGAAACCUCUAUGGUAGGUUUGGCACAGCGAUUUCAGCCAUUGGAGACAUAAAUGGAGACAGAUUUACAGAUGUCGCUAUUGGUGCUCCUUUAGAGAAUGACCACCAAGGUUCCAUUUAUAUAUUCCAUGGGGACCAGACCAUGAUACGAGAGCCAUACAGCCAGCGAAUCACUGGUGUGCAGCUAUCACAGGGGCUGAAAUACUUUGGCCAGUCGAUCCAUGGCAUUAUGGAUGUUAGUGAGGAUGGACUGACAGACAUUGCUGUUGGAGCCUUGAAUGCAGCAGUUCUCCUCAGGUCCAGACCAGUCCUGAAUGUAUCUGCAACAAUUAACUUCAACCCAUCAAAGAUUCCACUGACAAGCUUUGAGUGUUCAGAAGACUUCCGCCUUGAAACAAACCUGGCCAGUAAUAUUACAGUUUGCUUUGAAGUUCGCAAUCUACACGAUAGCAGACUUGGAACGCCACAUGCUAACCUCACAUUGCAAAUGAUCCUGGAUUCUCAGAAAUCCCAGAGUCGACUUUUGUUUGAGAAUCUUAGAAGAACUAUCAGUGAAAGCAUUGAAAUUAACCUCAAAGAGAGAUGCAUGCAUUACAUUGCCACGCUGCCCUCUUGUGUUGAUGAUUUCUCAUCUCCGGUUCGCAUAACCCUGAACUUCUCACUGUUUGGACUUCCAUUUGCAGACUCUAGAGGACUAAGGCCUGUCUUAAACCAGUACUCCAAUACAACUCUGACUGCUGAGCUACCUUUUGAGAAGAACUGUGGCCCUGAUAAUGUCUGUGUAGCUGACAUGAAGGUGUCUUUCAAUUUCUCUGGGGAGUCACACUUUGUGGUUAGCGAUCUCACCAAGGUGAACGUGACUGUUAAUGUAGAAAAUAGAGGAGAAGAUGCCUUUAAUACGUUGCUCACAUUCUACUAUCCACCAGGGCUGUCGUACCAUAAGGUUUCACUGUUGCAGUUCACAAAGCAAAGACCCAGUAUCACACUUGCUGAUGCCAAUACUCUGGGCUUCCAAACUUCCAGAAACAUCACCUUCAGAUUUACCAAUACCAUCUUCAAGGCAAAUGCAACCGCAAUAUUUGCUGUGACAUUUGAUUUUUCUGGGGACUGGCCACAAAAUGAGACUUUCAAAAUGACUGCUGGUGUAGCCAGUGAUAAUGAAAAUGAUACGUUGGAAGAUAAUAUGCACACCCAGGAACUACCUGUGCUCUAUGCCAUUAAUGUCAUGAUAGAAGGGGCUGAAUUUACUCAGUACAUCCAUUUCUUCACAACAAAAACGAAUGAAAGGAAGAUAGCUGAACAUUCCUAUAAGGUGACAAACAUCGGCACCAGGACCGUGCCCCUUACUGUAACAUUAUUUGCACCAGUGCAAUUAGAACAUGGAUUCAUCUGGAAUGUUUCUGACAUGGUUAACCACACAUCUGAUAGCUCUGUGUGCAAACUGCUUACAGAAGGAAGAGUGACUAAUGCUCCAGGCAAGAGACAAAGCCGUAGCACAAAGGGCUGCACUGCAUCAUUAUGUAAAAAGUUUCAGUGUGAAACUGGUCCACUACCUUGGAAUUCUGCAGUUACAUUCAGCCUUACUGGGGAACUGCUGCCUGUGAAAGACUUGAAGGAACUAAAACUCAAACAACUGACGUUCGAGACGCAGGCUUCUCUUGCAUUUACCGCUCAGUAUACUCAAAGGCCAAAAGAUGCAUUUCACCGUGCAGAGAUUACGACAUCGGUGGAAUUUGUGGAGGAGAUUAACAAACUGCCAAUAAUCCUUGGGAGCUUGUUUGGGGGGCUGAUCCUUCUGCUGAUUAUCACUGUUGUACUUUACAAGAUUGGAUUUUUCAAACGCAAGUAUUCAAGACGAAAUGCUGAGAGCUCACAGCAGACAGCACCAGACAAAGAAGCCACACAAAAAUUGGAUGCAGCAAAUUCUGCAGGAAAUGAACCUGAGAAGUUGUCAGAACAGAACACAGUAAGUGGUGAAGAAAAAAAGAAUGGAGUUAUGGCAGAGCAAAACACAGCAAGCAGUGAAGGAACAGAGACCGGAGCUGGGUCAGAAGAGAGUGUUGCACCUAAUGGGAAAACGGAAACUGGAGUGGGGUCACAGUAGAUUAUUGCAAGCGGAAGAAUGCAACUGGGUCAGACCAGAGUGCUACAAAUACUGGAGGAAUAUAACUAAAAAAAUACUGUAGAAUAAAGCAGGAUAGAAGCAUAAACACAUUGUGAACAACUGGCAAAAUCAGACUGAAAUUAAAAGGAAAACCGCUAUCACCUCAAGGAGAAGAAAGUAUACUGUAGUCGAUGCAAACAGGAUACUUCAUGGAAAACAGUAUUCUUUUUCUUGGAUGAAGGACAUUAUGAGGGUUGUUUAUUUUGCUUAAAAAUCAGAUCUCUGUUUAAACAGCAAACCUACAAAUUUUGUGUUCUGUGGUUAUAUGAAGUGGAGUUCAAGUCUAUACAAACCUAAAUGAAGAAAAAAAAAUACUCUACCAAGUUCAACAAUUCUGAACAUGUAAAGUUUUCUCAAAAUUCAGAACUGUUAGAAUCGAAUAAAAAAUGAUCCCCACAGUCUCUCCUGUGGAGGCCAUGGUUUUAAUAUA
Messenger RNA from Protopterus annectens (West African lungfish), 4506 nucleotides. It is a transcript of the gene ITGAL, whose product is annotated as integrin subunit alpha L. The transcript is spliced from 30 exons. The coding region runs from base 360 to 4016 and encodes 1218 amino acids. The record is from RefSeq and is a predicted model, not a curated record. Gene Ontology annotation, biological process: cell-cell adhesion; cell-matrix adhesion; cell adhesion mediated by integrin. Gene Ontology annotation, molecular function: integrin binding. Lineage: Eukaryota; Metazoa; Chordata; Ceratodontiformes; Protopteridae. Gene Ontology annotation, cellular component: integrin complex; external side of plasma membrane.